GUCCUCAUUUCCUUUUUUUUCUUUAGCCUUUUGGAUCACACAACCAACAAAAUCCCCCAAAAUCACACAGAUGGCGAUGACGUCAGCAGCUACCGGAUUUAUCCUGACGGCCAACGUCACUGCGGCUGUAGGCGGCGGUUCUUCGGCGUCUUCAAAGAUCGCCGCCGUAUCUUUCUUGCCGAUGAGAAGCUUCGGUUCGAGGCUAGUAGUCAGAGCGGCUGAGGAAUCAUCUCCGACAACUGCCUCUUCGGAGGGUUCUUCGACCACCGCCGCUGCUGCUCCGGCGGAAGCUCCGGCCGCAAAGGCUAAACCUCCUCCGAUUGGGCCCAAGAGAGGUUCUAAGGUCAAGAUUCUAAGGAAAGAAUCCUACUGGUACAAGAACGUCGGAUCAGUCGUGGCCGUUGAUCAGGACCCGAAGACCAGGUAUCCGGUUGUGGUCCGGUUCUCAAAGGUGAAUUACGCGAAUAUAUCGACCAACAACUACGCAUUGGACGAGAUCGAGGAAGUAAAAUGAGAGAUUUGGUUUAUCUAUUAACCGGUUCGUCUGUUUGUAAUCUUGAACCAAACCGUAUGUACCAAAACGUUUACCAACAAUUCAUCUUUCCCUUUCACAAUCUCAAAGUUGAUAGCAAAUUCCAAGUUGUGAAUAAUGAUGGAUCAGCAACUGCGGUUUAUUAA
This is a messenger RNA of Eutrema salsugineum, 678 nucleotides long. RefSeq names its product photosystem I reaction center subunit IV B, chloroplastic. Bases 71 to 514 code for a protein of 147 amino acids. The transcript has 3 exons. Gene Ontology annotation, biological process: photosynthesis. Lineage: Eukaryota; Viridiplantae; Streptophyta; Magnoliopsida; Brassicales; Brassicaceae. Gene Ontology annotation, cellular component: photosystem I reaction center; photosystem I. The record is from RefSeq and is a predicted model, not a curated record.